GCCGCGGGGAGCGGGCAGGGCGGAGAGCGGGCGGCACCUUGCAGCGGGCGGAAGUAACACUGUUCAUCUCCUGUCCAGCUCUACUUUCCCUGGACAUCCCCAAGGCUGAUGAGAAGUGGAGUCCAAAACCAUCUGUGAUCCUGAAGAUGAGCAGUAGGGAGUAACGGCCUCUACAUCUGAAGAUGUCUAACAAUGGAGUUGAAACAGAAGACAAACCACCUGCUCCUCCGAUGAGAAAUACCAGCACUAUGAUUGGAUCAGGAAGCAAAGACACCGGGACUUUAAACCAUGGCUCAAAACCUUUGCCACCCAACCCAGAAGAAAAAAAGAAGAGGGACCGAUUUUACCGAUCUAUUUUACCAGGAGAUAAAACCAACAAGAAGAAAGAGAAGGAGCGGCCGGAGAUCUCCCUCCCUUCUGACUUUGAACACACAAUUCAUGUGGGGUUUGAUGCAGUCACUGGAGAAUUCACAGGAAUGCCAGAGCAAUGGGCUCGGUUACUACAGACCUCCAACAUCACCAAGUUAGAGCAGAAGAAGAACCCUCAGGCAGUGCUGGAUGUACUGGAGUUUUACAACUCCAAGAAGACCUCCAGCAGCCAGAAGUACAUGAGUUUCACAGAUAAGCUGGCAGAGGAAUACAAUUCAUCAAAUACUCUGAAUGUGAAAGCUGUGUCUGAGACCCCUGCGGUGCCCUCUGUGUCUGAAGAUGAAGAUGAUGAUGACGAUGCAGCUCCACCCCCUGUGAUAGCACCACGACCUGAACACACCAAAUCUAUAUACACCCGCUCUGUGAUAGACCCUCUUCCUCCUCCUACCAGAGAUGUGGCCACCUCUCCUAUUUCUUCUCCCUCGGAAAACAACACAGCGACACCCGACAUGUUGAUCAGGAACGCGGAGAAACAAAAGAAAAAGCCAAAAAUGUCAGAUGAAGAGAUUUUGGAAAAAUUAAGAAGCAUCGUGAGUGUGGGUGAUCCAAAAAAGAAGUACACGCGCUUUGAGAAGAUUGGACAAGGAGCCUCAGGUACGGUUUACACAGCAAUGGAUGUAGCUACAGGACAGGAGGUUGCAAUCAAGCAGAUGAAUUUGCAGCAGCAGCCCAAAAAGGAAUUGAUUAUCAAUGAAAUCCUCGUAAUGAGGGAAAACAAAAACCCCAACAUUGUCAACUACUUGGACAGUUACCUUGUAGGAGAAGAGCUCUGGGUAGUCAUGGAGUACUUGGCAGGAGGCUCCCUAACAGAUGUCGUUACGGAGACCUGCAUGGACGAAGGACAAAUUGCAGCUGUGUGCCGAGAGUGUCUUCAGGCUUUGGAAUUCCUCCACUCAAACCAAGUUAUUCACAGAGACAUCAAGAGUGACAACAUCCUACUGGGAAUGGAUGGCUCUGUUAAAUUAACUGAUUUUGGCUUCUGUGCUCAGAUCACUCCCGAGCAGAGUAAAAGGAGCACAAUGGUCGGCACUCCUUACUGGAUGGCACCUGAAGUAGUGACACGGAAAGCAUAUGGGCCCAAGGUGGACAUCUGGUCACUGGGGAUAAUGGCCAUCGAGAUGAUCGAAGGCGAACCCCCCUACCUCAAUGAGAACCCCCUGAGAGCCCUGUAUCUCAUUGCUACCAAUGGGACUCCAGAACUGCAGAAUCCAGAAAAGCUUUCACCCAUAUUCAGAGACUUCCUAAACCGCUGUCUCGAAAUGGAUGUGGAAAAAAGAGGCUCUGCAAAAGAGCUACUACAGCACCAGUUCCUGAAAAUCGCAAAGCCUCUUUCUAGCCUCACUCCUCUGAUUAUUGCUGCUAAAGAGGCAGCAAAGAACAACCAUUAAAGUGACAGAGUUAAUGUAGUCAUCGUGUCAAACCUUUUUAGAUGUCUGUUUGAGAGACUGAGUUACCUGCUCCUCUCCUUCCCUCCUGCCCUGCCUUCACAAGGAUGUUCUUAAAACUCUGAUCUGUGCUGAAGGGUAGCAGAGGAAUUGCUUGUUGAAUGUGGAACAUUGCUGAUCAUACAGAAUGAACUGCCUUUCCAUCUGUCUGGAUGGGAGCAGGAGGGGAAGGAUAUAUUUUAUGACCAAGAAGAUCUGGGAACAUCCGAACCUGACCUACAUGUAACAAAGCCAGUUUGUUUUCAUAUUACUGUGUUUAUUUUUUAAAAAAUCAUGUGGAGCCUUAGACUGUGUUUAUCUUAAUUAAUGAAAUCUUUUACUGGCUGGACUCUUCCUGCUUCUGCCAAGCUGCUCUUCUUACACCACUGAAGCUGCUCUGUGCUUUGGAUGAGUCGAGGAGGGAACGAAGCAGCAGCAGAAAUGUGAACAGCUCUAACAACUGAAUGGGGAGUGAGGGCAGGAACAUGCAGCCCUCCUGCAGCACUGCUGGAUGCUUCGAGGGGAUGAGGAAAAAGCCUGUGUGUGCUUCCUGCUGCUGCUGCUGCUGGACAGCUUAAUUCACGGGUGAUCUUUUGGCCAAGUGGUGUGAAUCAAGGUCUCUUCCCCACCACACGCUUUUUGUUUCAGCUGAACUGGUUCAACAGAUAUCAAAUAUUUGUGAUGUUCUAGAAAAAUCUGAAGAGUAAUGAAUGGAGAUUCCUUUUAGGGUUAUUGUAUCAGAUCUCUGAGGCUCCAUGGAGACCUGCCUUGUAUGAUAAAGCAAACAGAGCAAUCACUAUUAUAAAGAUAAGAUUUGCCUGCAAGAUGAUGUUGACGACAACUGUUUUUUAGACCAAGUUCAACGGAAAACAAUCUGGUCAUGGAUGCUGUUGUCCUGAAAACAUAGGGACAUUAAUUUUCUUAACCUGGUAUCUUUAUGCUACUGACUCCUUUGGUUGCUAAUGAUCUGUAAAAAAGCAACAGGAAACCUGAAACGAGAUUGGUUGUAAACACUGGGCUUACGUUCAACUGUAUACUGAUUUUUAAUAAAGUGACUGUUGAAUUUCUUAA
Coturnix japonica (Japanese quail) is the source of this 2924-nucleotide messenger RNA. It is a transcript of the gene PAK1, whose product is annotated as p21 (RAC1) activated kinase 1. NCBI's taxonomy places the organism in Eukaryota, Metazoa, Chordata, Aves, Galliformes, Phasianidae. Gene Ontology annotation, biological process: protein phosphorylation. The record is from RefSeq and is a predicted model, not a curated record. Gene Ontology annotation, molecular function: ATP binding; protein serine/threonine kinase activity.